UUGUAAUAUUAAGAGAAAGAGAGAGAGACAGAGAGAUGGAGUUUAACGGAGCCUACCUGAUGGUCUUGUUAUUGGCUUUCAAUAUUGUGGGAUCGACCCAUGCAUCAGAUCCUGAUAUCAUCUCUGAUUUUGUUCUGCCUCCGGGCCAGAAUCCCGCAAAUGUUGAUGGCAAUUUCUUCACCUUCACUGGACUCCGACAGGUUGGAAGCAACAAUUUAACCUGGCAGAGCAAUGUGAAGGUGACAAAGGCGUCAAUGGCAGAGUUCCCUGCUUUAACAGGACUGAGCGUUUCAAUGGCAGUGCUGCAGUUCCCUGCUGGUGGGGUGAACCCUCCUCACACUCACCCUCGCGCUUCAGAACUUCUGUAUCUUAUGAGCGGAUCUCUAGAAGUUGGAGUGGUUGACACCACCGGAAAGCUGUUCACGCAGAGCUUGUAUGCAGGAGAUUUGUUCGUGUUUCCCGCAGGACUGGUCCAUUUCCAAUUGAACAAGGACUAUAAGAACAUCGCAUUUGCUGUUUCUGGGUUUGGAAGCGCCAACGCAGGGACUGUUUCACUGCCCUCUACUCUAUUUACAAGCGGUAUAACUAGCGAUGUUCUGGCCAAGUCAUUCAAGACAGAUGCCAAAACUAUUGAGAUGCUCAAGGCUUCCCUCAAAGCUUAA
Molecule: messenger RNA, 662 nt
Organism: Cryptomeria japonica (Japanese cedar)
Lineage: Eukaryota; Viridiplantae; Streptophyta; Pinopsida; Cupressales; Cupressaceae
Product: germin-like protein 9-3
Exons: 1
Coding region: 36-662 (208 amino acids)
Cellular component (GO): cell wall
Molecular function (GO): manganese ion binding
Source: RefSeq, a predicted model, not a curated record